CGCAGCGACGUCACGCCGGCGGCGCCUGCGCAACGGGGCGCGCGGGCUGCCCGGCGGCGGCCAUGGGGGCGGCGGCGGCCGAGGCGGACCGGACCCUGUUCGUGGGGAACCUGGACCCCAAGGUCACCGAGGAGCUCAUCUUCGAGCUGUUCCACCAGGCAGGCCCGGUGAUUAAGGUUAAAAUCCCGAAGGACAGAGACGGGCGGCCCAAGCAGUUCGCGUUCGUGAACUUCAAGCACGAGGAGUCCGUGCCCUACGGGCUGAGCCUGCUGAACGGGAUCAAGCUCUACGGGCGGCCCAUCAAGAUCCAGUUCCGAUCAGGGAGCAGUCAUGCCUCUCAGGAUGGCAACCCGUCCUGUUCCCCGCACGGAGCCGCCAGCACUAGCCCCUCCGGCGCGCCGCACCCCGCAUCCAACUGCAGCAGAUACGACAGGAGUCCUGAUGGUAUGGGAGCAGCGGGAUUCUCGUCGGCACAGCGGUCUCUGCCCUCUGCUGAUAACCUUCAGAGACAAGCGGUGAUGAAAAGCGCCGCGUGGCAGCCGCCCCCGUUCGGGGGGAAGUAUGAGCAGCCCGCCUUCCCCCUGCCCGGCUACCCACCAGCUCCUCACGCCUUCCACCCGGCCCCACAAAUGCCGCGGCGACCGGAGCCGCCGCGCAAGGGCCGGCUGAGCACCCACCCCUACCACCCCGAGGGCAGGCACUUCGGCCGCGAGCAGCGCUUCGGGGAGCGGGGACCCGACUACGGCCGUGGCAAGAGGGAGGAAUACGGCUACGAGGAGCGGGGCCACGAUGGCGAGCACCACUACCGGGCGGGCAGAGAGGAACCCGCCUACGUAGACAGGCACCGGGACGGUUGGAGCCAUGACUACGACUACCGGAGGGAGGGCUACAGAGAGGCCAAGUGGCACCCGUCGCGGCAUUAAUUAACCCCCCUGCACUGGGCUUGAAAGAACUUGAUGGCAAAGAGAGUUCGAUCUGUUUCUCACGGAGUCUACGUAUAAAAAAAACCCCCCAAACC
Molecule: messenger RNA, 1018 nt
Organism: Chroicocephalus ridibundus (black-headed gull)
Lineage: Eukaryota; Metazoa; Chordata; Aves; Charadriiformes; Laridae
Gene: RBM7
Product: RNA binding motif protein 7
Exons: 5
Coding region: 63-923 (286 amino acids)
Biological process (GO): regulation of alternative mRNA splicing, via spliceosome
Cellular component (GO): nucleus
Molecular function (GO): single-stranded RNA binding
Source: RefSeq, a predicted model, not a curated record